CGUUUUGAGUUUAGUAAAUAUAAAACGCAGUUUGGUCUUUCUUCAUCCCUGUCUUCCUUAGAUUGUAUUAGGGUUUGCAGAAUUUCAAUUUUCUCCCAAAUCAUCGCAAUUCCUCCCUCUUUUCCUUUCAAGGAAUUCAUCUCUAUACCACCACAUCUCUCUUCCUGUAUUCCUCUAUUUCAAGUUUCCCUUCAUUUUUCAGGGAAGCUUUUUGUUGAUUUUUUUUUCUCUUAAUCGUGAAAAAAAUAUCUUGACGUUAUUGGGGAUCAGGUGUUGGGAGAUGCCGAGAGACUUGUCGCGAUCCCGAUCGCCUCCUUAUAGGCGUAGGCGUUCACCAUCUCCGGUGGGACACAGAUAUAGUAGGAGGAGCAGAAGAGAUAGAAGCCGAUCUCCGUAUUCGUCCUACUCACGUAGCAGGUGACCCUGUUUGGAUGUUUAUUUUUCUGUGAUAUAGUAGUAGUGUCUCUUAUUGAGCCAGAAUGAUUGGGGAUUCGUGUUUUUACAAAUUGUUGAUUGUGUAUCUUUUAAGCUUCAUUUGUUGGUACUUUGCUGUAAUGGAUUAUGAUGUAAACUAUACCCGGUGGCUGUGUAUUAACCAUACACGUUGCUGCUGUUAAGUUUGCUGAGAGAUUAUUUUCAAUUGAAAUUAUUCAAAGCUUAUCUGCAAUCUACUAUGUCACAAUACAUUAAAUAGUCUUGCUUUCAUUUCUAUCAUUAAUGAGUUUUUAAAGCACCUUGGUCAUGGAUGAGUUAUUAAUUAAUGAUUUUCAACCAAAAAUUGCAAGGAGAAUUAUUCAAAUAAUUAAUUGGACGCAUAGGGGCAUAGGGUACCCAAAACCUCAGGAUAGUUCUGAUUGUUCAAUGGACAUAACAAGGGGGUUGUACUAACUCAACAAUAUUCUACCGAAAUUGUAUAUAUAACUCAACCUGAGAAUUUGGCAAGGGUUGUUUGAUUGAACAGGGGUUAGCUUUGAGCCAAAAAGUGUUAAACGAAUGUUUUAGUGGGUCUCUUCAGUUUUCCGUUAUAUUAACGUCUUAUUUAGGUGCUAAAGAAAUUACAACACAUAAUGAUGGAGUAUUUGUGGAACUGACCAUUUACUUUGUUUGAAGAGAUGCAUAUGGCACUUUGACCAUAUAAUUGAGGACUCCAGAGCUAUUGUGUAUUUAAACUAAAACGUGGUGGUCGUUGUUGAACCCCAUGGUUGAUAAUGCUGGUUAUAUGUGGAAUCUAAUUUGAAUUCAAUAUCUACUUUGUAGUUUGUUAAUAUUCAGCUUCUUUUAUGUAUGUGUUCGAUUGGACAAGAAUGGGUGGCUUUGAUUUCUUUUAUUAUGCCAUUUGGACUUUGUCUGUUAAGCUCUUUGAGCAUUUGAGAAACUGAAUGAGUUGUAUGCUGUUAUGCUGGAUGAUUGACAUCACUAAUAUUUAAGUAUAUGAAGACCUUGUCAUAAGUGUCCAGUGAUGGUGUCACUUACUCUUUUCACUUGUUAAUUGUUUUUGGGUUUCUUUCUUUGUCUGGUUUGCUAUUUGUGUGUGGAGGUUGAAACUCAAUAAUAAAACAUAUAUCGAGCAUUAUAUAGAGCACAAGAUAGGAUAUAUGAUAUUCAUAACAAAAUAAGAAACAUCAGUUUCUUCCCAUAACAUGUCAAGUGAGGGAUAUGAACAGGUGGUCGGUUCUGAUGAGUGUUUUAUCAUUGCUCGAUUGUGAGAUUUGCUUCUUCGUAUGAUAAAAGAUGGAGCACACAAUGAUUAUUUUAUGAGGAGAAAAAGUCGUUCUAUUUCACCAAGAGGGCGCAGAAGUCCUUCUACAACUACUUGGCGUCGUAGAAGUCGAUCUCCUGCUACGAAACGAUACAGAAGACAGAGAAGUAGAAGUACCUCAUUGUCUCCUGCUCGUAGAUCUUCCAGUUCAAGCCUUGGGUCAGUAGAGCAGAAAAUUGCGAUUGAAAAACAAAGGAAAGAAGAAGAGAAGAAAAGGCGUCAACAGGAAGGAGAGUUGAAGAUAAUAGAGGAAGAGUCUGCAAAGUGGAUUGAAGAAGCUAUUCGUAAGAGAGUUGAUGAAAGCUUGAAUUCUGAGGAGGUUCGGGUGGAGAUUGAAAGACGGUUUGAAGAGGGUAGAAAGAAACUUAUUGACGAAGUUGCUGCUCAAUUUGAAAAAGAAAAAGAAGCGGCUCGUAUUGAGGCUAGACAGAAGGAGGUAAAUUCCUUUUUUAUGAUCAUCAAGCCUGAAGCUAUCAGAAAAGGUUAUACUAGUAUUAUUUAUGUCGAUCUGCAGGAACAAGCUCGUAAAGAGAAAGAAGAGCUUGAUAGAAUGCUCGAGGAAAACAGGAGGAAGAAUGAAGAAUCUCAGAGAAAGGAAGCAUUAGAGCAACAAAGAAGGGAGGAGGAACGAUAUAGAGAGCUAGAAGAGCUACAGAGGCAGAAAGAAGAAGCCAUGAGGAGGAAGAAACAGGAGGAGGAACAAGAACGGAUAAACCAAAUAAAGUUAUUGGGAAAAAACAAAUCACGUCCAAAAUUGUCAUUUGCUCUCGGAUCGAAAUGACCCUUGUGCAAGUAUUUUUUCAGUUUAUUUAUAGUGUUUGUGCUUAAAUCUGUAUUUUGCAUAUGCAAUUUAAGAAAAUUACACAGCCUCCUUGGCAACACUUUGACAUCAUCAUUACUGUUUCCAAUAUGCAUUAGAUUUGAUUUUCUCA
This is a messenger RNA of Lathyrus oleraceus (garden pea), 2691 nucleotides long. RefSeq lists its product as uncharacterized. The coding region runs from base 1722 to 2540 and encodes 272 amino acids. The record is from RefSeq and is a predicted model, not a curated record. The transcript is spliced from 4 exons. Gene Ontology annotation, molecular function: cadherin binding. Gene Ontology annotation, cellular component: mitochondrion; nucleoplasm. NCBI's taxonomy places the organism in Eukaryota, Viridiplantae, Streptophyta, Magnoliopsida, Fabales, Fabaceae.